AGAUCUGUCCUACAACAUGAUCCAGGCUCUGCCCAGCUUCAGACGAUGUGAGAAGAUUCAGAAAAUUGAUCUGCACCACAAUGAAAUUGAAGAGCUGCAAGCUGACACAUUCCAGGGACUGACUUCCCUACGGUCUCUUGACCUGGCUUGGAACAAACUGUCCUCUCUGAACCCGCUCUCCUUCUCCAGUCUGCCUGCCCUCAUCAAACUUGAUCUUACUUCCAACCAGUUGUCCUACCUGCCUGUAUCUGGGCUCCAUGGACUCACACACCUCAAACUAGCUGGCAACGAGGACCUGCAGGAGCUACUGCCUGCUGAGAGCCUCCCCAAACUGAGGGUGAUGGAGCUGCCCUAUGCCUUCCAGUGCUGUGCCUUCGUCUCCUGUGAGAAACACUCCUCUCCCUGGGACAGAGACAAUAACCACAAUGGGAAGGACGACUUCGGGAGGAGGGAGGGCAUCUUGUCUAACCAAGACCACGAGGACUUUCUGUUGGACUUUGAUGAUGAGCCCAAAUCCCACCACACUGUCCAGUGUUCCCCAUCACCUGGUCCGUUCCGUCCUUGCCACCACCUGUUUGGCAGCUGGUUGAUCCGUGUUGGUGUGUGGGUCAUUGCUACUCUCUCCCUGGUCUGCAACACACUGGUGAUGGUCUCCAUCUUUCUCUCCCCGUCCUUCCUGUCCCCUGUGAAGCUGCUGAUUGGCCUGCUGGCUCUGGUAAACAGUCUGAUGGGGCUGUGGUCUGCCACGCUGGCCACCGUCGAUGCCUUGACCUUCGGCAGCUUCGGCCGCUACGGGGCGCGUUGGGAGAGCAGCACGGGCUGCAAGCUGACCGGCUUCGUCUCCAUCUUCGCUUCUGAGACCAGUAUCUUCUUACUGACUGUGGCCGCCCUGGAGAGGGGGCUGUCGAUACGGAGAGGCAAGGCCGCCGAGGGGAAGAGUUCGACGGGCACGCUGAGGCUGGUGGCCGCCUUGUGUUUCCUUCUGGGCCUGGCUAUCACCCUGCUCCCCCUGCUGGGGGACUACGGAGUCUCCUCCAUCUGUCUCCCCAUGCCCUACGAAGAGCCCUCCUCUCUGGGCUUCAUGGUGGCUCUAGUCCUGGUCAACUCCCUAUGUUAUCUCAUCAUGACCGUCACAUACGCCCGCCUCUACUGCAGCCUGGAGAAAGGAGAGCCGGACAACCUGUGGGACUGCUCCAUGAUCCGUCACGUGGCCUGGCUGCUGUUCACCAACUGUCUCCUCUACUUCCCUGUAGCCUUCCUCUCCUUCUCCUCCCUGCUGAAACUGCCCUCAGUAGGGCCUGAGGUGGUGAAGUCAGUGCUUCUAGUGGUGGUUCCUCUCCCAGCCUGCCUCAACCCUCUACUCUACGUCCUCUUCAACCCUCACUUCAGAGAGGACCUGGGCCUGCUCCACAGAAGGACUCGCGGCGCCCUGCGCCUCAGCAGACCCCGCCGACUCAGCCUCGUCUCGCUCAACUCGGAGGACGCAGAGAAACAGUCAUGUGACUCCACGCAGGCCCUGGUCACCUUCGGGGUGUCAGAGGAGGAGGAGGAGUCUAGGGGGGCGGGGCAGCAACCCAGCGCCGAGGCACACCACCCUCCGAUUGCCUUCAUCCCCUGUCGCUAGGCAGACUAGCGUUCAGGCUACACUGCUUUUACUCCCAGGGCUGCAGGGCUCUGGGUUCUACCCCUAGUACCCCAUGCCCUAGAUCAACCCCCUACACACAGACAAAGACUGUGUUAGAGCAGUACAUGUAGCCAGAGAGGAAGGAUGAAGAAACAAGGCCACUGCUACAUGGACAGGAACAGGACACAAAAUGGCCGCCAUGGCUCUCCUCUGAAUCAGAACUCUAAUAUAGAGCUAGAUAGACUCCCAUUGUCCUGGUUUUCAUGUCUCUCUAUCUGUCUGAAUCAGAACUAAUAUAGAGCUAGAUAGACUCCCAUUGUCCUGGUAUUCAUGUCUCUCUAUCUGUCUGAAUCAGAACUCUAAUAUAGAGCUAGAUAGACUCCCAUUGUCCUGGUAUUCAUAUCUCUGUAUCUGUCUGAAUCAGAACUCUGAUAUAGAGCUAGAUAGACUCCCAUUGUCCUGGUAUUCAUGUCUUUCUGUCUGUCUGAAUCAGAACUCUAAUAUAGGGCUAGAUAGACUCCCAUUGUCCUGGUAUUCAUAUCUCUGUAUCUGUCUGAAUCAGAACUCUAAUAUAGAGCUAGAUAGACUCCCAUUGUCCUGGUAUUCAUGUCUUUCUGUCUGUCUGAAUCAGAACUCUGAUAUAGAGCUAGAUAGACUCCCAUUGUCCUGGUAUUCAUGUCUCUCUAUCUGUCUGAAUCAGAACUCUAAUAUAGAGCUAGAUAGACUCCCAUUGUCCUGGUAUUCAUGUCUCUCUAUCUGUCUGAAUCAGAACUCUAAUAUAGAGCUAGAUAGACUCCCAUUGUCCUGGUAUUCAUGUCUCUGUAUCUGUCUGAAUCAGAACUCUGAUAUAGAGCUAGAUAGACUCCCAUUGUCCUGGUAUUCAUAUCUCUCUAUCUAUCUGUCUGUACAGUACCAGCUAUGUGUAAAUCCCAGCCUGGCAGCUUGAUGCCGGACAGAAGCACAACUGAUUAUGUUAUAUACACAGUUAUGAACAGUUUUCGAUCAUCAUAUGUACACCAACACCGUGGCCAUUCUCUCUUUUAAUGAAGGUACUUGACUCUAUAAUAUGUAGGUCAGGACGAGGAGGAAGAGGAGGAGGAAGAGGAAAUUCCACACUGCAUCUCUAUGCUUUCAUUUUUUAUUUCCGAUAGAUCCCCAAGAUAAAACACAUCAUCUGAGUAUAAACAUCCUCUCUGACAGUUAUAUAAUUACCAGCAGAGUUUGUGAGAACAAUUCGUAAGGUGUGUG
This is a messenger RNA of Oncorhynchus keta (chum salmon), 2872 nucleotides long. Its product is annotated as leucine-rich repeat-containing G-protein coupled receptor 5-like. Gene Ontology annotation, molecular function: protein-hormone receptor activity; protein binding; G protein-coupled receptor activity. Gene Ontology annotation, cellular component: membrane. The annotation marks the transcript as partial. The transcript has 7 exons. Lineage: Eukaryota; Metazoa; Chordata; Actinopteri; Salmoniformes; Salmonidae. Gene Ontology annotation, biological process: G protein-coupled receptor signaling pathway. The record is from RefSeq and is a predicted model, not a curated record.